AUGUCUCGCCACCUAAUUAUCUGCAUCGAAUUUGGGCCACCUGCCCGGGCUGCUCCCUCUUCCACCUCAGCCCCGGCCUCGCCCGCCCAGCCCUCGCUGGCCAUGACCCCGCCGUCGAACCGUCCCGGCGAAGGUUCGAGCUCCCGAGUCCCGUCAAUUUCUCAGUCGCCUGCUUCGACGAACGGGGCUCGGGAGCCCGACCUGGAGCCGGGGACGGUCGGCGGGGGCCCUCGCCAGCCUGGGCAGGGCGUGGUCGUGAUGGGGCCGGAGGUGGGGGAGCCGCCCUGGCGGGUGGCCAUCUAUGUCGGUAACUAG
This is a messenger RNA of Clonostachys solani, 315 nucleotides long. The record is from the annotation of a GenBank genome assembly. NCBI's taxonomy places the organism in Eukaryota, Fungi, Ascomycota, Sordariomycetes, Hypocreales, Bionectriaceae.